AUGUCUUAUGACUGGCCUUUCUCCACCAGCAUCACCAUUAUUCAUACUCAUGUAUGGGAGAACCAGAUCUAUUCCCUCCACUAUUUCAGCAUUUUGAGGCAGCUGGGGGCCCUCAUUGAAUACUUCGAGGUACCCUGUCAUGCUAAUUCAAUCUCUAGACACUGCAUCUGCACAGGCCUUACAGGCCUGCUGGUUAGGAUCCAGAGUUUUCCAGUACAGAUUCUUAGAGCCGGUUGUGGUUUUGGCCCUGAUGCAGGUGCUGCCAGUGUAGACUGUUCUAACACCUCCUUCCAUUUCACAGGAACCGACAAUGGUGAAGUCCUCCCUGAUUCCAUCCCAUCAGCUCCUGGGACCCUGCCUCAUUUCAUAGAGGAGCCAGAUGAUGCUUAUAUCAUCAAGAGCAACCCCAUUGCACUGAGGUGCAAAGCAAGGCCAGCCAUGCAGAUAUUCUUCAAAUGCAAUGGCGAGUGGGUCCAUCAGAAUGAGCAUGUCUCUGAGGAGAGUCUGGACGAGAGUUCAGGCUUGAAGGUCCGGGAGGUGUUCAUCAACGUCAGCAGGCAGCAGGUGGAAGACUUCCACGGCCCCGAGGACUACUGGUGUCAGUGUGUGGCAUGGAGCCACUUGGGGACCUCCAAGAGCAGAAAGGCCUCCGUGCGCAUCGCCUAUUUACGGAAGAACUUUGAGCAAGACCCACAGGGAAGGGAGGUGCCCAUCGAAGGCAUGAUUGUGCUACACUGCCGGCCUCCGGAGGGAGUUCCUGCUGCGGAGGUGGAAUGGCUGAAAAACGAGGAGCCCAUAGACUCUGAGCAAGAUGAGCACAUCGACACCAGAGCAGACCACAACCUCAUCAUCCGGCAGGCGCGGCUCUCGGACUCCGGGAAUUACACUUGCAUGGCGGCCAACAUCGUAGCCAAGAGGAGGAGCCUGUCGGCCACAGUGGUGGUUUACGUGAAUGGAGGCUGGUCUUCCUGGACAGAGUGGUCAGCCUGCAAUGUUCCCUGUGGGAGAGGAUGGCAGAAACGUUCCCGGACCUGCACCAACCCAGCUCCUCUCAAUGGUGGAGCCUUUUGUGAGGGAAUGUCAGUGCAGAAAAUAACCUGCACUGCUCUCUGUCCUGUGGACGGGAGCUGGGAAGUGUGGAGUGAGUGGUCAGUCUGCAGCCCAGAAUGCGAGCAUCUGCGGAUCCGAGAAUGCACAGCCCCCGCCCCGAGAAACGGGGGCAAAUUCUGCGAAGGUCUAAGCCAGGAAUCCGAGAACUGCACAGACGGCCUUUGCAUCCUAGAUAAAAAACCUCUUCAUGAAAUAAAACCCCAAAGAUGGAGUAGGAGAGGCAUCGAGAAUGCCAGUGACAUCGCCUUGUACUCAGGCUUGGGUGCCGCGGUGGUAGCCGUUGCAGUGCUGGUCAUCGGCAUCACCCUGUACAGACGCAGCCAGAGUGACUAUGGUGUGGACGUCAUCGACUCUUCUGCAUUGACAGGUGGCUUCCAGACCUUCAACUUCAAAACAGUCCGUCAAGGUAACUCCCUGCUCUUGAACCCCUCCAUGCAACCAGACCUGACAGUGAGCCGAACCUACAGCGGGCCCAUCUGUCUACAGGACCCCCUGGACAAGGAGCUCAUGACAGAGUCCUCACUCUUUAACCCUUUGUCGGACAUCAAAGUCAAAGUGCAGAGCUCGUUCAUGGUCUCCCUGGGAGUGUCCGAGCGAGCCGAGUACCACGGCAAGAAUCAUUCCGGGACUUUCCCCCAUGGAAACAACCGCAGCUUCACGACAGUACAUCCCAGAAGUAAGACGCCCUACAUCCAGAACCUGUCAUCACUCCCUACACGGACCGAACUGAGGACCACGGGUGUCUUUGGCCAUUUGGGAGGACGCUUAGUAAUGCCAAAUACAGGGGUGAGUUUACUGAUACCACAUGGCGCCAUCCCAGAGGAGAAUUCCUGGGAAAUUUACAUGUCCAUCAACCAAGGUGAACCCAGCCUCCAGUCGGAUGGAUCCGAGGUGCUCCUGAGUCCGGAAGUCACCUGUGGCCCCCCCGACAUGAUCGUCACCACUCCCUUCGCCCUGACCAUCCCACACUGUGCGGAUGUCAGCUCUGAGCACUGGAACAUCCAUUUAAAGAAGAGGACCCAGCAGGGCAACUGGGAGGAAGUGAUGUCGGUGGAGGAUGAAUCCACAUCCUGCUACUGCCUUUUGGACCCUUUUGCAUGUCACGUGCUCCUAGACAGCUUUGGGACGUAUGCCCUCACCGGGGAGCCCAUCACAGACUGUGCCGUGAAGCAGCUCAAGGUGGCGGUUUUUGGCUGCAUGUCCUGUAACUCUCUGGACUACAACUUGAGGGUCUACUGUGUGGACAACACCCCUUGGGCAUUUCAGGAAGUGGUUUCAGAUGAAAGGCAUCAAGGUGGACAACUCCUGGAAGAACCAAAGUUGCUGCAUUUCAAAGGGAAUACUUUCAGUCUUCAGAUCUCUGUCCUUGAUAUCCCCCCAUUCCUCUGGAGAAUUAAACCAUUCACUGCCUGCCAGGAAGUCCCGUUCUCCCGCGUGUGGUGCAGUAACCGGCAGCCCCUGCAUUGUGCCUUCUCCCUGGAGCGCUACACGCCCACCACCACCCAGCUGUCCUGCAAAAUCUGCAUCCGGCAGCUCAAAGGCCAUGAACAGAUCCUCCAAGUGCAGACGUCAAUCCUCGAGAGUGAAAGAGAGACCAUCACUUUCUUUGCACAAGAGGACAGCACUUUUCCUGCACAGACUGGCCCCAAAGCCUUCAAAAUUCCCUACUCCAUCAGACAGAGGAUUUGUGCUACAUUUGACACCCCCAAUGCUAAAGGCAAGGACUGGCAGAUGUUAGCACAGAAAAACAGCAUCAACAGGAAUUUGUCUUAUUUUGCUACACAAAGUAGCCCAUCUGCUGUCAUUUUGAACCUGUGGGAAGCUCGUCAUCAGCACGAUGGUGACCUUGACUCCCUGGCCUGUGCCCUUGAAGAGAUUGGGAGGACACACACGAAACUCUCGAACAUUACGGAAUCCCAGCUCGAUGAAGCCGACUUCAACUACAGCAGGCAAAACGGACUCUAGUCCACUUCCUCUCCUGAGAGGGUGACGGCCAGCUUUGGGACAUUUGCUUUCAAUGGGAAAGAAAGAGGCAGCUUUCUGCCCAGUGGCAUUGGGGAGUUCAGCCUUCAUUUAUAAUCAGUCAACAUCCCUGAUUGAAGGAACUGAAUUUGAUAUAGGUAACAUAUACUGGUAGGGAAAAGUACAAGCUCUCUUAAACAUAAGACGGUUCUACAGCCUCCUCUGAAUCCAUACUUGGGUUCACACUUGAGGGACUGCUCAGAUUUGGAGUGACAAGGAUGACGUGAGGGCUUAUCUAGUAGAAGUAACUGUGGGGAAAGAUGAGCUGUAGCAAAGCUGGGAAGACUGAGAUUAAAUCAGUGCAUGAUUUGAAACAGAUUUUUAAUGAUGUGUCCCCAAAGGACCAGCUGAUGCUGGUACCAGACUGUCAAGAGUUUUCUAACCAACUGGCAUGGGAGAUGUUGGCAAUCAUUGCAAACUGGCUUUUAGAACUGAGACAGGGUUGCCAACUCAUUUGUAGACUUCAACGGUGUCAAGAGGGGCAUUUAGAAUUUCAAAUCUGAGUACACCACACCAGCACCAAUUCCCUAUCUAUCCCAGCCACUUAAUAGGUCGAGAGGUAAGAGACCACACACUAGUCUUGCAGCAUACUAUCCCACCUUCAUUUUCUCCAAGGACAAAUCUUUCCACAUUCUUUCUUCCCCUUACACUAGGGAAGAAGUUUCAAGGAACAUAGACUUUUCAGUAUGGGGAUUUAUUUUUUCUAGCCCAACUUAACAGAACCAUCUUCAUUCUCAGCUAAGCCACUCAAGUUGCAAAAGCUAUUAGAACACAACUUACGCACAGAUUUAGAGACAAGAGAGGUCAAAUCAGAUCCAAGGAAACAUGAAUUGCAGAUGCCACAGGCCUCAAGCUAUCAUUCUAGGGUGCAGGUGUUGAUUUAGUUCCCCAGCAUGGUGGUUAUGAAGGGAUGAGGAGUUUCAUGGUCCUUUUCAAUCCAUUUCUUGAAUUUUCCAGCCUUUGGGGACUGCGUUCAUACAAAAUCUCUCCAUAGAGGCCUCUCCAUAGAGGUCAUAGGCCUAUGACCUAUAGGUCAUCCUCAUUUUGCCUCUUAAGAAAUUAGCAAAUGGUCUUUGCUCUAAAUGUUUCCCAACUACAUAGACAUGAGGAAUUCUUCUACCACAGUGUCUCAGAAACUACACGCAUUGUUCAGACAGCCGUCACGCUCCAAUAAUUCAACUUCCCUGAGUAUGCUUUAAGGACCAUUAACAUAGUGAAAGGCAACAAUAUUGUGGAGAAUUGAAAUCCACAGAUAAUACAUGACCUCCAUCUUAACACUUCACUCCAUCUUUUAUCCUGUUUAAUUUUUUUUUGACAAAAUGUCCUGGUAGCCUAAAGAUGAACAGAUUUGCUCCUGCUCAUCUUUUGGUGGAUGUUUUAUUUAGCUGUCCAGAAUCAGGACAACCAAAGUCAAGGACCUAGAUUAACCACAGGUUGGACAGCUACUUAGAAGUUGACUCCAUUAGAAUAAAAAUAGUCAGGGAAUGGGGGAGAUGAGGAAUACUUGGCAGUAAAGAUGCAGUCAAUUUUUUAAACAUAGGUCUCACGUUUAAAAAAAAUGAAUCUCCACCUAAGUGAAAAACGACCUAAAGUAAGUUGAAUUUACAAUACCCUGGGUAACGCUUUGAAGAACUCUUCAAUGUGUUGGCCAUUUUCUCUAAUGAAUGUGUGGUAUAUAAAGGUCCCCUGUAUUUGAUAGAAGGCUUUGCUAUAUGAAAUUCAAAAGCAUCUUGCUUUUCUCAGGAACCAAAGGUAUAUUGUAUAGAACAAGUCCUCUUAGAACUGUUGAGCGUAUUUUCAAAAUACCAUACCUCCAUCAGGAAAACACCUUUUUGCUAGUGUACUCAAGUUGUUUAUUCCUUCCCGGGAGCAAAACACACAAAGUGCAAAACUGUAAAUCAUUUGCUACCCCUGAUAUGAUUUGAGGUAGAAGUGGAAAUUGAUGGUCAGUCUCCCAAAAUAAACCUGAGGUUUGAUUGGCAUGGGUGGUAUGCAGAAAGAAUCUGCAUUGAACUGCUGAAUACAGACUUAAAACACAGUGUAGAGCUUAUAUUGUUAUCCAUCUUGGAUGGAUUUUUGUUUUAAAUAUCCUACCCAUUUUUCCUCUUCUCUUCUAAUUGGCCUUAUAAUUGUUUUAUCUAUUCUGUGAAUCCACAGAUCUUUUUUAGAUUUUUGAUACAUUUUUUAUAUUUUAAAACAUGGAAAAUGUCAAUGUUUUCCCUAGAAUCUAUCUAGAUUGUUUUAAGAUAAGAAUUUAUUAUCAAUCCCUGACUGUCUAGAAUUUCCUCUCAUGUAUUUCCUUUUUUUUUUUUUUGGCCUGGAUUUUAUAGAUGAGAUAAAGGAAGCAAAAGAACAUAAUCCACCUCAAAUUUCAGCCCAAAGUUCAAGCCCACCUUUCAGUCCAUUUUGUUUCCUCUUUCUAUUUCUCAUUUCUUCCAGGAUCCCACAUAAGAUUUCUACAGGUUUCCUACGGUAGGAGAUUCUGUGGCCAUUGCAGGUCAGGACUGUACGGUAUUUUAUAACAGAAUUCCAAAGAGAACCCAUGUUGUUGAGAUGUACAGACCAAGAUGUGUUUGUGUGUGGCAGAAGAGUCUGAAACCGCAUCAGACAGACUUAGCUGGUACUUGAACUUGUGGUUACUCACUGUAGCCUAAACCCUGGUUUGAUUUUAAUACUUUCCUAUCAUAUUGCCUUUCACUCCGUCUAAGCACUUACAUUCAAAGUCUUAUUGUCCUAGAGCAAAAUGAAACAGUAAAUUAAAGGUGGUCUUUCAUACUUGGUAGGCGACUUAAAAUUUUUACAGGAUAGCCCACUUAAUGCCAAAUCUUUCAAUCCUCAAAUGCAUUUAAGUCUAAUAGUCCAGCUUCAAACAUGACUUAAAAGGAGCCACCAAAACGCUCCUGUUCCCAGCUUCACCAGACUGCAGCCCCAUAAAGGUAAUUUACAGUUUUUACAGCGUUGCUUGUGCAGUCUUCCAGGCUUACAUUAAAAAUCCUUUAAGCCAAAAGGAAGCUCACUCUAUGGAUUUAAAUGCAAACUUCAUUUACCGGUGCAGGAAGUCUCAUAAAACUCAGAUGUACUCCCACAAAAAUUUUAUUGGCCUUUUUGUAAGAGAUGAAUAGGAAUUGACAGAGUUCUCUUUAAAGAGGGGAACUUCUCUCUUUUCUGUUAUUUCCAACUGCAGGUGUUCUCCUUUGCCACAGUCCCUGUUAUUUUCUUUUCAGUUGACUUUGAGAGAAGUUAUGAAGUCAAAUCGCUAAACAGGGUUCUCUUUGGAUUGAAAAGUUCUGGGUGUAUUAUAACAGUUUCCAUUGAUAGAAAUUCUCAACAUCAGGAUUGAUAAGAGAACAUUAAAAAGAAUAGAACUGGUUGAAGAUGAUAUUGUCCACUUUGCAAACAUCUGGCCAGUCUACCUGUGAAUUUCAACAUGUCACAGAAUCUUUUGAUGUGCUUUGGGUUUUCUUUUUUUUACCAUCUUCCCUUCAACUUCUUAAUCCGUCUGUAAAGGUGUUGAGUCAGAUGUGUUAAAAGGUGAAGUUCUUUCAGAGGGUCUUUGUUCCAGAUCCGUGAAGGUCACAGGAACCGUGAAGGAGCUGAGAAACGUGCUUUCCUGGCCCACUGUGUGGCCCAUUUUCAUUCAUUUUCCUCAUGAAACACUGCAGAGUUCUGAAUCCUUGGUAACUCCCAUUGACUGGACCAGAGGUGACAUCCACAGCAAAUGGGAGAACAAAAUCUUGUCCUACAGAUAGUGACACAUUCUAUGAUCCCUUUGGUGUUAGUUGCCAUAGUGCUGUAUUUACAAAACUCGAUGCUUUAGCCAAAUGCUGAAUGGCCACUGUUUCCACUGUUUUGUCUGCAUAGAACUUUCCUGAACUACAAGCAAAAAUGUAUUUUGUCAAAUGUCACAAAGUGAAAAUGUUACUAAUCUUAGGUGUGUUGCAUAUUUUGUGUUUUUACUUUCCAAACUUCUUUCAAAAGCUGCAGUUAUAAAGCUGUUUGGCUGUGUUGACAGCAUGUGGUGUUUUUGCAAAAGCAAUUCUAGAAGAGCCAGUGUCUACCAUGGACUCCUCACAUCCCCAACUCCAGGCUUGUCAGCAAAACCAAGAUGGCAGUGCGUGUGCUGUUAUUUUCUUCAAGGAAGAAAAGGGGAUGGAAAUCAGACCUGGCUGUUAGUCACUAGUGUGUAGUGCUGUGAUCUGAAGUAGGAAAUUUAACUCACAUAGAAUAAUUGUGGUUUUUGAAGCAGCUACUUUGAUUUUUCCUUUUGCUGUGAAGAUCAUGGAUUUGGAAUGUCCUCACGAGGUGGGCCUAAGACAGUGACACUAAACGUCAUGUCUUGGAACCCACCCUCCAUCUGAACCCAAAGAUUAAAAAGGCAGUAAGCUUCAUGUUUAGGCCAGAGAUGCAAAAGUUCCUCCCCCAUUCCUAACAUUGAGUUUGGCAAGGGGUACUUUUUUUUUCCAAGAAGUUAAAUGAGAAAAUAUAUCACUAAAUUUGGUAAUGUAGUUCUUUGCAUGAAUGGAAAUGUGUGUUAAAUCAUUUUACAAAAGGCAUGAUAAUGAAAAUGUCCUUUGGCUUCAAAUUGUGCUCACCUGCCAAAAGUAUUUCCCUAUCUGAAGCAUUAUUUACAUCCAAAUUCCCAAAUUGGACAAAUUAUAUAAUCCUAUUAAAAUUGGAUGUAGAGAGUAGAUAGAAACCUGACUGUGGUUCUGUUGAAUCAUGAAAAGGAAAGGUGAUAUUGGAGAAUUUGUGGACAGAAUAUCAUGCCUUCUGACCCCAUUACUGAAACAGAUAUUACAACCAGAAAUAGAUCUAAUAAUUCUAGUAAUCCUCCAUUAGCAGCUCUGAUGAUACAUAAGGGGAAGUCACCUUUUACCAGGAGACUUCCAUUUAAGCCUCAUCAGAGGGUGACUAAAAUAUUUCAAUCGGAAACACCUUCCAAGGCCUGUCCUAAAUUGUGUUGACCACUCUCAUUCAAACCUUCUCUGUAAGAAGGUGGAAAACACUCCAUCUGUGGAAAUUUUCUGGCCAGGAAAACAGUUUCCUCCUUUUCUAAACUGGAAUAAAGGCCAAUUUAACAUUUCCCAUUCUUCAGAACUGUAUCUGAUUGGUGCAUGCAAUCCAGUAAGUCUCAACCUAGAAAUAUUGAAAAUAUAAGCAGUUAGAGGAAAACUGGCUAAUUCUCCCUGACUCAAACUAAAAAAAAAAAGAAAAAGAAAAAAGAUAUAUAUAAGUAAUGGUUUACCUCCAUUUCUCUAUGGAAGAACUUUUAAGACAGAUUUCAUUUUGUUCUAUUUUGGCAAAGUGUGUGUGCGUGUAUGUGUGUGUGUCGGGAUGGGGAGGGUGGUUCUUUCAAGUGACUCAUAUCUCAAACCCAUUCCACUCUCAACAUUCAUUUGAUGUAUUCAAAGCCGGAAAAAAAAAAAAAAAAAAGCAGAACUGAAUACUUAAUUUGACAUGAAGCUGAAGGAGUGAACAAGCCAGAGGAGAGAGUUUGAAUAAAGCAUGGCCUUGGCUUCAUCCCACACUUUUUGUGCCUUGUACUAUCAGUGUAAAUUCUGAAUGUUGUACAGUAAAUACUUGGAUGGACUUCUUAGAAAAGGCUGCACUGGCUUCUUUUUCAGCACAUGUACAUAUCUAUAAAUAUAUAUACAUAUAUAUUUGGUAAUGCCAAACAGCUGUGUUAUAUUGUAUUGAACAAAAAUGGACGGUUUGGAUGUUUUAUGUAGAGUUUGCAAAAAACUGGAUGGUUACUGACUUUUCAAGAUAAAUGUACAGACAUAAAUUCCUGCAUAUCAGUUAUUUAUGAAUAAAGAGUCUUUUAUUGACAUUUUAGGAUA
This is a messenger RNA of Odocoileus virginianus texanus, 8972 nucleotides long. Lineage: Eukaryota; Metazoa; Chordata; Mammalia; Artiodactyla; Cervidae. The record is from RefSeq and is a predicted model, not a curated record.